Messenger RNA from Acyrthosiphon pisum (pea aphid), 2675 nucleotides. Its product is annotated as forkhead domain 102C. Lineage: Eukaryota; Metazoa; Arthropoda; Insecta; Hemiptera; Aphididae. Gene Ontology annotation, biological process: regulation of transcription by RNA polymerase II; cell differentiation; anatomical structure morphogenesis. Gene Ontology annotation, molecular function: DNA-binding transcription factor activity, RNA polymerase II-specific; RNA polymerase II cis-regulatory region sequence-specific DNA binding. The transcript has a single exon. The record is from RefSeq and is a predicted model, not a curated record. The coding region runs from base 213 to 1550 and encodes 445 amino acids.
UACGCUCGGCGGCGGCGGCGGCCGCUUCGAUGUUUGUGUAUUUGUUGUUGUACCGCGGCGCGACCGGCUGGUGGUAGGGAGAGCGGCGGCGGUGCGUCGUAGGCGUACACCAAUAAUAAUCGCGCGCGUAUAGAGAAUAUACGUGUGUACUGACGCGGACAACGCGUGUGCAGCGCUAUCGUUGUAUAUUCAUUCGCGAACGUACCGCCGUCAUGUGCAGCAGGGCAGCCAUCACCUCGUCCGCGGACGAUCAGCUGCAGCAGACCUCGGAAUCCGGCGCCGCUGCCGCAGCCGCAGACUCGUCCCAGCAGGCAAACCUUAACCGGUACCGGUUGCAUCUCUACAAUUACGCGCUGCAGGCAGAACGGCUGCGGCUGUCGGGUGGAUGGGGCGCCGUGUGCCCGGUUUAUCCGGCAGCGGCCGCGGCCAUCUACCAGCCACGGUUUCCCGUAGCGCUGUUCCACCCCAACGGCGGCGGCGGCGUGGCCGGCGGACUGCAGGCGGCCGACGAGCCCAAGCCGCAGCACAGCUAUAUCGGACUGAUCGCCAUGGCCAUACUCGGGUCGGCCGAGGGUAAGCUCGUGCUGUCCGACAUCUACCAGUAUAUACUGGACAACUACCCUUACUUCCGGACCCGGGGCCCAGGCUGGCGCAACUCGAUCCGGCACAACCUAUCACUCAACGACUGUUUUGUCAAGGCCGGCCGGUCGGCCAACGGCAAGGGCCACUACUGGGCCAUACACCCGGCCAACGUGGACGACUUCAAGAAGGGCGAUUUCAGGCGCCGGAAGGCCCAACGAAAGGUUCGUCGGCACAUGGGCCUGGCUGUGGACGACGACGGCAACGACUCGCCGAGUCCACCGCCACCUCCACCGCCACCACCGCCGCCGCAGACUAUGCAGCAGCAGCACCACCAUCACCUGCACCAUCAUGUGCAGCAGCAUCACCACCAGCAGUCACAACAUCUGCACCACCAGCAACAGCAGAGGUCGCCACCGGCCUUGUGGCAGUCGUCCACGGCUGGUCACCCGCAUCACCCGUUCUACUUCCAACCGGUCGUCCCGCAACCCACGGCCAUUCUGCAGCAGCAGCAGUUGCAGCAACAGUCCGCGGCGCUCUUGGUGCCUGCCAGGGCACAGAAGCGGCAGUUCGACGUCGCGUCGCUGCUGGCGCCAGACCCGCCGAAGCGCAUGUUGCAGCAGUUGCACCGGGACGAUCCGAUGAUGGCGCUGACCUCGACCACCGGUGCCGGAAGUAGCGACGACGACGACGAAACGAUGACGUGCGGCGGCCGGAACAGCGUCAGUGGCGUCUGGGAACCGGCGGGCCUGCUGCAGCGGUAUUACGAGCAGCAACUGCAGGCUGCGCACCGAUUGCACGCGUUCCGCCAGUCUUUAGGCCUGCAGAGGAUGAUCGGAGGUGGCCCGUGGCCCACCGUUAUCGUUCAGGACCGCAACCAGACGCCCACGCCACCCUCGCUGCAGCCGUACACCGAGGCCACCACCCCGACGCCCGACGACACCGUCUGCAAAACCGAACUAGUCGACUGAGGUAAACGCUACCGUUUUCCGAUUUUUUUUAUUAUAAUAAAAUUAUAUAAUAUUAUAUAUUGUAUUGUAUACUAAUUACUAAAUAGUAAAUAUACCUACGCCUUCGUUUCGUUACGGACUUGCCUGCGUCAACUUCAUUGCGUGCGAUUUUACGAUUUACAAUUUCUUUUUAAAAGAAAGUCAAACUGCAGAUUUUGCGUAAGCCUGGCCUAAUAUGCCUACCGUACAUAUACCUGAUAAUAUAAUAUACAGGUGCAAUUCCAUAUUUUUAUGGCUGGUAGGCAUUAGCUUAUAUUUUAUAUACAUAAGGUAUUCGCGUAAUCCCAUCUCAUUUCUGGUUAGUCACUUUUAAAAACAUAUAGAAUAUACCUACCUACAUAAUAUAUUAUAUUAUAAUGAUAUAUGAAAGAUUUAUUUUCAAUUUAUGGUAAACUAUGCUAUGGCGCAAUUUUAAUGAAAAAACUUGGGGUGCCGAAGCACAUUAUUGUUUUUAAGUUAGACCGCCCUUCCGAAUUGCGCCAAUGCAACGGCGAUUAUAGUUCGAAAUCUCUUUCCAUCUUCGUCUGCGGUGCACGACAAUUUAUUCAUAAUACAUUAUGAAAUAUAUUUUCAUAGUAUAUGAAAAAAUUGAAAAGCAUAGGUCGUUACGCUUAAAAUGUCUCCGACCAGUAUAUUAUAUUAUCGUAGGUAAUAUAUCGUUUAGCCCGUAUAAUAUUCACUAAAUCAAAUUUUAUCCGCGGUGAUUAUUCUAUUUGAUCGUUUUUCUUCCCAUGGUAAUGAUAUAUAAUAAUAUAUAGUAUUAUAAUUUAUAAAAUAUUAUGUAGGUACAUUUCUGUCGAUAGCGUAUAGAUACAAAAUAUUAUUAAAUUUAAAUUUAAAUGUCAAGAUGGGGUGUAAUAUAUAGGUGGUGAUCGAUGGGCGAGUGCAUUGCGCAUGUAAUAUAAUUGUGACCAAAAAAUUAAUGUAUCUACCUAGGUCAGCGAUACGCUAAUAUACCUAUGACUUUGACGUGCAUGUGUGAUUUUAUUUUAUUAAUUUUUGACUGUACAUUACUAAAUUACAAAAUAUAUAGGUAUGUACCCAUAUCAUUAUAUUUGUAAAACUAUAGAGUCCAUUAUUGUUAAU